Amoebophrya sp. A25 is the source of this 544-nucleotide messenger RNA. The record is from the annotation of a GenBank genome assembly. Lineage: Eukaryota; Dinophyceae; Syndiniales; Amoebophryaceae.
GGGAAGAAGCAGCAGGCGUUGUUUCGGCAGAAGGACAAUUUGGACGUAGUCGGAGCGCUUCCGCUGAGGAUAUCUUGGUCGGACGGCCAUUGUGCCCCGUUCCCGAACACGGUCAAAUCCAAACGCCGUCCGAUGCGGAGGACGAGGGUGUGAAUGUCGAGCAUGUGAUCGAGUGCGCGGGACCAAUGCAUGACGGAGAACUCGAUGGGGUGGUGCCAGUGUUGAGCGCGUUCACCAGAACAGAGUCUCUGUCUAAUCAAGCAUCGGACACAGACCCACAGGUGGACUCGGAAACCCAAUUCGACGUGGACCUACAAGCCGACCUACAGCUUAGCGAAGGCCGAGAGAGUGACAAAUUGCAUGAAGCUCGACAAGACGCUCGGGACGCGCUCCUGCGCGCUUAUAAGAAAGCGUGUAUCUCCGGUGCCACCUGGGCCGCCGAAUGCACUAGACCUCUUGGGCCAAGCCAGGAAGAGCAGUCUUUCUCAGCCCCUUCAUUAGGGCAGUCCCUGGAACAACGAAAUGAAAGUAAAACAGAGGCGGG